AGACAUAGGUAGAGUGGUGGUACCGACCCGAGCGGACUCACAAGAGGUCCUACCACCAGUAAGAACUCAGGUAUGAUAUACCCCACCUCACUCACGCCGGGUUAAGCAUUAUUUUAAACAAUAAAUUACAGUCAACUUGAAUAGCAUUCAAAAUAACGGUUUAAUGUUGUUUCUACUACACUCGAAAAAUAAAUACAGUUUUUUUUAUUACCCUUGAAGGCAGACGGGCAUAUCACUCACCUGAUGGUGAGUGGUUACCUUCGCCCAUGGACUUCAACAAUGCCAGGUGCAGAACCAUUCCUGUUUUGCACCGAUUUAGCAAGCAUUGCGUUGCAUUAAUUAUAAUUAUCAUUGACUAUGUUAGAGGAGCACAAGCCAUCACCACGUAUUCUCAAUUUUAGUCUCCCUCCGCUCUUAAAGUUCUUAAAACUUAUAUACCAAAGUGAAAUGACCGUACCGUAGUGUGUAGUGUUAGGAAGGAAAGUCAAAUAUAUCUUGUUCUUAUAUACCUACGGCUACAGUGUCAUCUUUAGCUGUUACAUCUCUUACUACCCUAUUUAUGAGACUUACAGCAGUAUUUAACUACCCCCUAGCAGCACUCAGAGAAAGAUUGUGCAUACACCAUAAGGCAUACUUCGCUGCCUACCUUGAGACACGAGGACAGAAUUAAAUUGUUUUUAAUAACUUUGGAGGCAGGUGAGUCUUUUCUGUGGCACAUAGAAAUCAGCAGCCAUCUGGGGACAGAUAAACCGCUGCCUACCGCUGAGGAGUAUAUCUAACUUGAUUGUGCCCUUUUCGGAUUUCACGCAGAGAGAAAGUACAUUUCUAGAGCCGAAUCUUAGGUGGCUAAAGUGAUUCCUUGAGACAUGUGCGGACGUACAGCAGUUUCAUGUAGCUGGGAUGAAUAUAAUUUAGUGCAAGUUCAUAGUAAGCCUAUCCAUAACUAAUUCAAUAUAGUUUGAAGAUGCGACGUGCGAUUGUGUUGUGACAAAAAUCGUCACCGAUUCGCACCGCACAAUAUAAAAUAAUAAUAAAGUAUGGUUGUGACAUAUCGCAUUGUUUUACAUGGCAAACAGACGAGAGCUUUGCUUAUCUACCGGUGAGUGGGUAGAUAGGUUUCUGUGAUACUAUUUCCACGUCUCUUGAUAAGCCGGGCUUUUGUACAGUCGAGUUGAAAAGCUGACAGAGGGGUAAGCUUAGACGUCGUCCAAGCCACUAUAUUAAUAAACUAGCGACCCGCCCUCGCUUCGCUUCGGAAACAUUAAAACACACAUGAAACCAAAAAAUAAUAAUAAUAAAAAAACUAAAAAAUUUAAUAAAAAAAAGUAGCCUAUGUUCAUCAGGGACAAUGUCGGCUUCUAAUGGAAAAAGAAUUUUUCAAAUCGGUCCAGUAGUUUCGGAGCCUAUUCGAAACAAACAAACAAACAAAUCUUUCCUCUUUAUAAUAUUAGUAUAGAUGGUGGCCAACCGUGAACACUCAUGAACACACAUCAAUUUGUUUACUUUUAUUGAAACUAAGCACCGUUUCGUUUUUCAGAACUAUUUUUAUUUUCUUUUAUAAUAUUUAUGUAUUUUAAUUUUGCAACGUUUCAGAAUGUAUUAAUUAGAGAAUUUGGAUCUUCUGGAGAAUUAGGAUUCUGGUGGUAGGAACUCCGCACGGGUAAGUACCACCACCCCGCCUAUUUCUGCCGUGAAACAGUAAUGCGUUUCGGUUUGAAGGGUGGGGCAGCCGUGGUAGCUAUACUGAGACCUUAGAACUCAUGUCUCAGAGUGGGUGGCGGCAUUUGCGUUGUAAAUGUCUUUGGGCUCCAGUAACCACUUGUGGCGUUUAAGAAGCUCCGUUUUAUGAUGCGUAAGCCAGAACGCACGAGAGGUGGAAAAAAGAAUAUAGUCUGUGACACGGGACCAUUUUACCGCCGAAAAUAUAAUGUAUGGAACGAAAAAAAAAAGAAUGUGUAUAACUUAGAACUGUAUAAGCCGCUGCAACAAUAAAACUCCUAUUGUUUCAAUUGUGGAGUUAAUUACGAGUGAUCCAAAAACACGAUUUUCCCGCGAAAUAAAGAAGGGACUCUAUACGGACUCUCUCACACUUAACACCAGGUGGGCUAUGAGAUUGUCCACCUAUUAUAGCAAAAAAUAUCUUCACAAUGUGUGAUUUAAGUAGCAUUUUGUGCACGACUGCUCGGUAGAUCGAUCGCGUUUCAUUGCCAUUUAUCGGAGGGGACAGUACUGCUGUUUUAAAGCACGCAGAGGGUCGUGCAGCAGCUGGCCUAGCAUCGCUGACGGUGAGUUCAUUCUCCUGGAGACCGCUCAUGUCCUUUUCAUUUCUUUUGUUGUCCUAGCCUGCCCUUAUUCGUUAUUGCUUAUGUCUUUUUUUUAAUACUGGAUGGCCGGACGUUGAAUGUAUACCAUUCGCUUGAAAUUAUUCAUAUUCACUCAAACAUUAAAAUUGAAGUUAAAAUAGUUAUAAUUCAUAUCGAUUAACGAAACUAAAGGUUAUGGGGAUGUAAUUAGAUUUGUAUAAAUUUUAGAAUUCUAUUAAAAGCCAAUACAAAAAAUCUAUAUAGACAUAAAUAAAAUUAUGUAGAACAUUAAAUCGCAUGAUAGGAGAGUGGAAUAAACAAGUAAAAUAUCAUCGCGAGUUUGCCUGUUUUUUCUGGGGUUCCAACAGCCCUUUUGCUUUUAGACCUAAGGUCUAAAGUUUCGUUUACAUUGAAAUAUUAUACUAACCAUCAAGCAAGAACGAUUUUCGAUAGAAAUGAGAAAGACAGUUAUACCAACUUACAUUUCAAUACCUUUUCAGAUACCAUAAACUUUAUAAAUAGCAUGUAAAAUGCACGGUGGAAUACUUUUUAUAUUAGUUGUCACUGCCACUACCGUAGCAGGACUCGAAUUGACAAUUGACGACUUGCUUCAACAACAGUCCCCAGAGUUAAUAACAGACAGUACCAGCUCUCCUCGACCAGACGAUGGAGCGAUUAGCACACCAAGCGGGAACAUGGGCAGCACUGAUGACGUAGUCACGACUACUGAAGUUGAAACAACUAUAAAACCCUCAGUUACUGACGAAAACGUUUCUAUCACCACCUUGAGGAUAGAAACGGAAGCACCAACCACUGGUCUCACGGAUAGAACCGAGAGUGAGGCACCUAGUAUGGAACAGAACAACCUGAUCGAGACUACACACGGUUUAGUUAGGGGAUUUGAAUGGCACACCACGGGGGACAUUAUCAGCUACAUCGACAUACCUUAUGCAAAAUACACUAAGUAUUUUGAGGAACCAAAGUCUUCCAAUGCUUGGGAAACGACGCAUGAAGUCCGAGAACACAAGUCUCGAUGCCCACAAUUACAAGGAGAAUCAGUUGUGGGUAGUCAAGAUUGCUUGACUUUGAGUAUCUUUGCACCGACUAAUGCCGAAAAUGUCAGUGUUUUAUUCCAUAUACACGAAAGUAACUUUGUCCAGGGCAGUGCUGACCCAGCUCUAUACGGUCCGGAGUACUUAGUGUCCAAAGGGCUCAUAUUAGUUCUACCAAACUAUAGAUUGGGCCCAUUGGGAUUUUUGUGUUUAAGAAACACAAUGGCUCCAGGUAACGCAGCUCUUAAGGAUUUAAGUAUGGCUCUACAGUGGAUAAAGAAUAACAUUGCAAAAUUUGGGGGGAAUCCUGAUACUAUUGUGGUUAGUGGUGAGGGGACUUCUGGUGCGUUGAUAGGCUUUUUGGCCUUGUCGUCUUCUUCAAGGAACUAUUUUGAUAAAGCUAUAACAGAGAGCGGAUCAGUUCUUUCGUAUUGGGCUUUAGACCGAAAUCCCGCAUUGACUGGCGAAAAACUAACCGAAGCAUUGACCAAAAUAGACAACAGUCUUAAUUUGGAAACUGCCGAUAUUCUGACAAUAUUAAGAGCUGCACAAAACAUUCAUUUCCGACCUUGUAUUGAGAAAGGCAAUAAUCCUUUUAUGACUCAAACUCCAUGGGGAAUGAUACGAGAACAGGAAGUCAAUAUAACUUUUAUGAUUGGAUCGGCAAACUACGCUGGCUUGAACGAGGCCUUAGAUCAGAACGAAGCGAGCAUUGAGCAGUUAAAUGAUGAUUUUGCAACUCUGCUACCGGACGAUUUGGCAUUUGGUAGUGAUAUAGAAAGACAAAACGUAGUGAGAAACGUUAGAUCUCAGUAUUUUAUAGAAAAUAAGCCGAUCACGUUAGAAGACCACAUAGAAGGACUUUCACUGUGCUUUACUGAUUCCUGUUUCUUAGGGCCAGCCAUCAGAACUGCCAGAUCUUUGGCUAAUGCGGGAGCUAAAGUCUAUUUCUACGAAUUCAGUUUUACAGAAUUAAUUUCAGAAUCGCAUACUGUAGACAGACCAGUGGAAGGAGCGGUUCGCGGUGAUAUCAGAAACUACGUGUUCACUCAGGAUGGCAGAAUAUUGACUGAAGGAACUGCUGAAAGGGAGGUCGUUGAUAUAAUGGUCGAUACGUGGUUUACUUUUAUUGAAAACGGAAAUCCAGUAGCGAACGAGACGGAUUGGAACCGACUAACUGUGACCGUUCCAGCACAAGAAGAAUGGAUGCAGCUCGGUCCUGAAAUCGGCUUAAAACAAGGACUGCACUUGAGCAGAUUAAAUUUAUGGACUAACAUCUACAACAACUAUUUCAUCGAAAUGCGUAAUAACGUAAAACGACCGAACCUAAAUAUUUACACUGGAAUCGUAUCGCUCAUAACCUAUUUCGGAUUUCGGAGGUUCCGAAUAGCAGAUUAUUGCGUAAUUUAUGUUUUGUUAUCACUCGUCUCCGGUAAUCAAACAAAUCGAGUUCUCGACGUGAUCAUCACUAUGUCACAAAGUGAGGCGCCCAAGCCUCCUCCUCGGUGGGAUGGAGUCUUCGAAGCAACGCAUCGCGUAAAGUGCCCCCAGUUGGACAUCGGAGAUGAAAACUGUCUCGUUAUUAACAUAUUCACUCCAGAAGUGAGUAAUAACUUACCAGUCCUUGUUCAUGUCCAUGGAGGGGACUAUCAGAAUGGAUGGGGAUUUCAUCAACCACCUAUAAACCUAAUUAACAAAGGUAUCAUAAUAGUAACUUUUAACUACCGUAUUGGUGUACUCGGUUUCCUAUGCCUCGGAAUUCCAGCAGCUCCCGGAAAUGUAGGUUUGAAAGACCAGGUUGCUGCUCUUUACUGGAUCCAACAAAAUAUAAAGAGAUUUGGAGGUGAUCCUAAUGAUGUUACAUUGUAUGGAACUGAGGCUGGUUCAAUAUCAAUACAGUUGCUUUUACAAGCACGUCUCAUGAUGGGAUUUCACAAAGUCAUCUUGGAAUCUGGGUCAAUUUUGUCUCCUACAGCUUUGACCUACAAUCCCAUAGCUGAUGCAUUUGCAAUCGGAGAACAAUUAGGAUAUAAUGACACAAAUAACUCACAUAAAUUGCUGAAAUACUUGCGGAAGCUUUCUGUAACAGUACUCUUGGAUGCACAUAAAAUUUCCCUGCCUUGUGUUGAGAGUGUAAAUAAUGCUGAAAGUCUAAUUGAUAAAGAUCCACUGCAACUACUGAAAGACGGACCAAUUGACAAUAUCCCAAUGCUUGUAUCAUAUACUAGAUUAAAAUUAAGACAUAAUUCAGAAAAAUUAAAAACAGUGCCAGAAGAUUUUGUUGAUUUACUUCCAAGCAACUUAGAAUUUACCAAUGAUGGAAUUAGAUAUAAGAUUUCAGAAUUAAUUAAAGAUUUUUACUUCUUUAAAGACAUUGACACUUCUAGCAGUUAUGAGAAUUAUUUAAAUGAUGUCUUAAUGGUGUACCCAACUGUUAAAUAUGCUGUUCUUUAUGCUACGAAAAAUUAUUUUAAUGUAUAUCUUAUGAACUUUAAUUAUGAGGCAGAUGCUGAUGUCUUGUCUGAACAAAAUAAGAAAUUAGUUGAUUUCAUUUUUGGGGAAAAUGACCUAAAUUACAAUAAGAACAAUGAAGCUAUACAAAAAUUAACAAAUUUAUUUAGCAAUUUUAUUAAAUUAGGAGAUCCAAGUCCCUUAAUUACAGAAGCAAUACCAGUCAUAUGGCAACCUGUCGUGGGUGAUGAACAUAGGCAAAUACGAACAGCAGUCGAACUUGUUUUUAAAGAUACUUUGAAGCUCAAAGAGCUUUCCUCAAAGCAGGAAUUGAUGUUUUGGGAUAGUAUUUAUGAUAAAUUUUAUAAAACACAUAAAGCUCUUAAUGAAAAUUAAAUAUUAACUAGAUGAUUUUUUUUGACAUUCAACAUUAUAUUUUGUUAAUAUUGAACAAACUGUUUAUAGUUCUCGUUAUGUUAAAAAUACCGAAUUUGCAAAAUGUUUAGAAUAAUAUCAAUGCAAUGACAUCUUAAAAUAUAAUAGAUAUAUUAUAAUUUAUAUGACCUACAUUUUACUGAGUUAGAAAGUUUAAGAUAUGUGCGAGGUAGAAGAAGCAAUGAUUGUUGAAUAAGAAUAUACUUUAGGUACAUUACAUUAUUUGAUUGUUUUGUAAUACACUUUUAUGUAAAUUAAAGCAAAAGUAUUUACAAAA
This is a messenger RNA of Bombyx mori (domestic silkworm), 6518 nucleotides long. RefSeq lists its product as uncharacterized. The coding region runs from base 2834 to 6202 and encodes 1122 amino acids. Lineage: Eukaryota; Metazoa; Arthropoda; Insecta; Lepidoptera; Bombycidae. The record is from RefSeq and is a predicted model, not a curated record. The transcript is spliced from 7 exons.